AUGGGAUCGAUGUCUCGCGAGCUGACCACGAUGACGACGACGCCCUCGUCACUUUCUCCGGCGGAGCACCGGCGCGGCGGUGGUGAAAGGCUGCCGCUGGGCAAGCUGCUUGAUCCGGUUCGCUGGUACUGCAAGUGGGUGCGUGCGAAUCCGGAGGGCGCCUCAAGCUUGGAGCAGUUCACGCGUACCCUCACCAUGCUGUGGUCUGACCCGACGAGCCUGAUCACCUCGGAAGCAUGCUUUACACUGUGCAAACUGCACAGCUUCUCCAACUUCGCCAUCGUCUCCUCGGGCGGUCGCCGGACGACCAAAACAGAGCUGCUGUCCCUCGUGCUGCGAGGCAUCCAAGAGGUGGAGUGCCUGAUGGAGCUGAUCCAUCGCAAGUACGCCGGCCACCGUCGCACGUGGAAUGCGCUGCUCCUGCUAGAGGCAGUCAAGUGCACGCUGAAGGCGUGCGUGCACCGUCAGCUCUUCCGCGUGCCAUGCCUAUGGGAGUCAAUGAAGCUGUCGCUGCGCCGUGCCCUUCGCCACCUGACCACCCUCACGCCGCGCCGUCGUGUGCGCGGCGGCGGCAACGGUGGUGUGUCCUCCGGCUCUGGCGGCAGCGGUGCUGGCAGCUUUGCCGCGUGGGCCGCCGGUGCUGGCGCUGCCGGAAACUACGCCGGCCCUCUCACCCAGGUGGAGUAUAAUGGCGGCAGCACCGGCCUGUGCGGCGAGGUCGUGGGACCGCACAACACGCGCCUCGUCAUCCCGCGGGUCACCUCCGACCGGCGCCACGUGCACCGCCACAUUUACAGGCCGGGUGCCAACUGCGCCGCCGACGAUGGAGAGGAGCACGUCACCUUCGCGCAGGACGGGGACGUGGACGAGGAAUCGGAGGAGGCGGAGGUGAUCGGCUUCACGUGGGUCGACGUGCUUGGCAUGAUCCUGGACAUGUACCUGCUCCUGCGCCCUCUCCUCCUCGUAGCGAUGGCGCGGCACGCAUUCCUGGCGCGGCCAGAGGAGACCACCAACUCAAUAGCGGUGUUGCCACCGCCUGUGUCGAAGGAGGAGAUGGCGGCGGCCGCCAAGGCUGCGGAAGAGACAAAGACCGGGACGCCGGUGAAGCCGACGCCGGGGCCUGACCCACUCGCGGCGCUCCACAAGGCAAUGGCCGCCGCACCGCAGCAGACAUUGCUAGGCAGCUGGAGCGUGUGGACUGGCGUGACGGGGUGCGACUUCCUUGUCGCUCUGCUCGCCCGCCUCGUGCGCCACCACCGCGUGCCCGUGGUGUACAUCAAGGACAGCGCCGAGAGCGACGACGGCGGCAUGCCGGUGGCCUUGCUGGAGGGCGGUGAGGCAGCGUCGACACAGGGAAGCGGCGCUGACGCGGUAGGCGGCUUCACCGCCAGCACGACAGCCGUAACCGGUGCGGUCGACUCCCGCGCCAUCGGGGCAACUAUGGAGCCCCGAGUCGUCUCGCGUGAUCACAUCCGGGUACAGCAGGCACUGCGCAAUGCCGUCUACAACGUCAUGCGCGACCCCUUCUUUACGGCGGUGCUGAAGCAGCUCGUCUACCAUCACUUCAUCCGCGGCUUCGUCAACCGCGUCCCCCUCCUCGGCACGUGCAUUUCUUUCUACGUCACCCACUACCUGUCGAUGCAGUACUACAGCUUCCUGUACACCCUGAGGCAGUAG
This is a messenger RNA of Leishmania mexicana MHOM/GT/2001/U1103, 1677 nucleotides long. RefSeq lists its product as hypothetical. NCBI's taxonomy places the organism in Eukaryota, Euglenozoa, Kinetoplastea, Trypanosomatida, Trypanosomatidae. Gene Ontology annotation, biological process: peroxisome organization. The transcript has a single exon. The record is from RefSeq and is a predicted model, not a curated record. The coding region runs from base 1 to 1677 and encodes 558 amino acids. Gene Ontology annotation, cellular component: peroxisomal membrane.